GAACACAUUUGAAUUUUCAUCCGGGGGUAUCUAUUUUUUAGUUCGUCAAUUAAUUUUUAUUAAUUUGAUUUCUCGAGAAUGAUCGAUCGUUCGAGAUCGAUUAUUUUUUAGAUAUAAAAAGUAAUUACAAUAAAUAAAUCAGAUUGUGUUCGAUUAUUUAUUUAAAUAUAAUCCGAACUCUCUUAUAGCGUGCUUGUAACUGUUAUAUUUUUUCCUUUUUUUCUUUUUCCUUAUUGUUUGUUUGUUUCUUUUAUCAACGCAACAUCCAUGCGUCUCUCGUAGACUUUAUCGGAAUUUACGUCAAUCGAUUUUUCAUUACAAAUCGUUUCUCGACCUUUCACUAUACUCAACGUAAUAAAACUUAAUAUAUACUCUAUUAAGAAAGAAUUGUGAUUCUCAUAUUUGUUCCAAGUGAAACACGAGUGAUGUAAAGUGAACAAAUGUUUCGAAUAUGUUAAUGAAUUUAAUUGAUCAAUUUAUUAGUUAAUUUGGUGUUUGUUCAGUGUAUUACACAACUUGAAGAACGGUUUUAUAUUUAAUAUAAAAUAAAAAUGUUUCUAAACGAAACUUUGUUAGUAUUAACUUAUACGGCCAAUAUUAUGUCUAGAUUACCUCCGCAGAAUAAAUCAACUGCAAUUGUUGAUUCUAAUGAUUUUUCUAAUCAAUCUACCACGACGCUUUCUCCGGAAGAAGAAGAAAAUAAAUUUGAUUUUGAAGAUCAAUGGUAUAUGUGGAGGUGUUUCAAACCUUAUGGUUGUUUCUACAUCGGUGCACCAUGGUCAGGAGAAAAUCGUCCAGUUUCGAUGUUCCCAACACGACCAGACAGUAUCGAUCCACAUUAUUUACUAUACACACGUGAUACUAUACAUAUAGAUCAAUCUUACGAAUUGAAGAUCGAUAAUUUCGAAACAAUUGAGAAUGCACCCUUACGAAUUGACAACAAUUUUUAUUUUGUAAUUCAUGGGUUUUUAGACAGCGGUGAUAACACCUGGGUAAUGAGAACGGUGAAAGAAUUAUUAUUACGAGAAGAUUGCAAUGUUUUAAUAGUAAAUUGGAUUGGCGGAGCUGGUCCACCCUAUGCACAAGCAGUUGCUAAUACGAGAUUGGUUGGCGCCAUGUUAGCUCGAUUAGCAUCACAAUUAAUAAAUAUUGGUAAAAUUUUACCUGCGAAGAUGCACAUGAUUGGACACAGUCUUGGUGCUCAUACAGCUGGUUACGCUGGUUACACAUUAAGAUUACGUUAUCAUCAUACUUUGGGAAGGAUAACUGGCCUCGACCCAGCAGAACCACACUUUAGUAAUACCUCGCCUAUGGUAAGACUCGAUCCAACCGACGCAAUGUUCGUGACAGCAAUUCACACCGAUUGUAAUCCAUUUAUCAGUGGUGGCCUUGGUAUUACGCAACCAGUUGGCCAUAUUGACUUCUAUCCAAAUGGUGGUCGCAAUCAACCUGGUUGCAACGAGGGUGUACUCAAUUCUAUAACCUUGGAACGUGGUAGUUUCUUUCGUGGUAUCAAAAGGUUCCUAGGAUGCAAUCAUAUUCGUAGUUACGAGUACUUCGUCGAAAGCAUCAACACUCGUUGCCCUUUCAUAGCAUCACCCUGUUCGUCAUGGAAUAAAUUUCAAGAGGGUAAAUGUUUCGAUUGCAUCAAUCAAUAUUGUCCUAAAUUUGGUUUGGAUGCGCAACCAGGAAAUUAUCAUGCUUCUGUUUACUUUAUGACAGGCUCGGAUAAACCAUUUUGUAAGGCACAUUAUCGAAUAACAAUAAAUAUUUCGAAAACUAACGAAAGCAUAAGUUAUGGCGGAGAAGUAGGUACGUUUACCAUUAAAGUGAUAAGCACUAAUGGAAAACAAACAGAGAAGAUGAAACUCAAUCAAAAUUCGAAAUAUUACGAGCCUGGUAGCGUACACACGGUUGUUUUACCUGGCGAGGUUGUUGGCAAACCGGAUGCUGUUGAGAUUACGUGGGAAUAUCAAACUUCAAUGUUCAAUCCUUUAACUUGGAGAUUUCUACAUACACCUCGUGCUUAUAUCGAUUCAUUGACGAUCGAUAGUCUCGAAUUUAAUAACAGUAUCACAGUUUGUCCGGAUAAAACGAAAACGCUCUUAGCUAACGAAUCGAAGCUAUUAACGACCAAAAAUUGUGGCAACACCAACACCAAUACGGUUUCCACGUGAACAAUUUCUUCAAUAUUACAUAUGAAUUUAUAGGCAAAUAAAUAAACAAAUAAGAAAAUUA
This is a messenger RNA of Polistes canadensis, 2238 nucleotides long. Its product is annotated as pancreatic triacylglycerol lipase-like. The record is from RefSeq and is a predicted model, not a curated record. Gene Ontology annotation, biological process: lipid metabolic process. The coding region runs from base 552 to 2177 and encodes 541 amino acids. NCBI's taxonomy places the organism in Eukaryota, Metazoa, Arthropoda, Insecta, Hymenoptera, Vespidae. The transcript has 7 exons. Gene Ontology annotation, molecular function: triacylglycerol lipase activity.